Symbiodinium necroappetens is the source of this 402-nucleotide messenger RNA. The record is from the annotation of a GenBank genome assembly. NCBI's taxonomy places the organism in Eukaryota, Dinophyceae, Suessiales, Symbiodiniaceae.
GAUAAGAUUCUAGUGAAGACGGGCUCACUUAACGGACCUGUGCUCCGCCCUAUCUGUGAGAUGAUGGCUGCUGUCUCUGAUACCAUCGAGGAAGGCAAGGUCUCGCCUUCCCCAGCAGUGGAAGACCUUCGUGAGGAGGUCAAAACGGUCAUGGAGAUGGGCAAGCAGGAGGUGACCUUCCAGCAGAUCGACAAAGUAGCUUGGACGGUUCGUAAAUUCAUUGCUUUCCUGAAGCUCAAGAUUCGAAAGCGGGAGGUUUCGACAGUAAUGUCGAAGCUCAAGCGAGCCUUUGAGGAUCCUACUUUUCAGCAGCUCAUCGUGAUUCUUGAUCCACAAAUGCAAGAGCUGGUGGACUACAUGAAUUCCAGGAGGAUUCACGCGUCUGCCAGUUCCCUCGAGGAG